This is a messenger RNA of Somion occarium, 4669 nucleotides long. Lineage: Eukaryota; Fungi; Basidiomycota; Agaricomycetes; Polyporales; Cerrenaceae. The record is from the annotation of a GenBank genome assembly.
GAGCACUCGAUGAACUCGGUGACGGAUCCAUAUUGAAUGUGAAUGAAGAUGAAAGGGUAAGUUAAAGAAUGAGUGAAGCCACUUUGCCGCUUAGUCUUCCAAAUCUUGUUCUCGCUUAUGCGACUGUGCAAGCGCUCAAAGUAUAAGCGCUGGGAUUCGUCUUGUUGGACAAGGCGUCCAUCUCAGUCCAGGACCACCACCACCACUGUACAGGCCUCCGGCCUUGCAGCAUAUUCUCUUGACCCACUUCUUCAUCUCUUUUGUUAGGUUUCUGCCCAUACUACUCAUUACUUCACUAUGGAGGCGCCACAAACUCGUGGACGCGGUCUCAAGGUCAAUGGCGCUACACCGCGGCCACACCCCAGGAAUAAACAAUGGAUAGCCGGUCAAGACAAUACAGGGCAUGGAAGUGAUGGCGAACGUUGGGAGAGAGGAGGGACACUUCGAAGAGGCCGUGGCAGAGGUCGGGGAUCUACUCACGUCUCACCGCGUCUCGUUGCAACUGCUCUUCCUACCGACGACGACGUCGCCUCCGGGACCGACGGAGAGGCUUAUGAAGACAUGGAGACUCUACAGGCUGACAAUGUUGUCAUGAAGGACGAAACGCAGAAUGAAGCUCCCGACGAUCCACAGGCCCGAGAGAGGUUUUGGCAGGAGCUCGUGAAAGCUCGUGAGAUAGAGCGUAGGGCAGCUAUUGCAGAGGGAAAAAUGGACGACCCGUCAGUAUCCAAGCGAUUGGACGAGGCUAUCACUAUGGUUGGGACAUGUAUGGAUAUGUGUCCUCGAUUUGAACGCUACCGGCGAGAGAGGGAGAAUAACCUUGACAAGUGGGAAGUCAUUCCUGGCACCAAACGUGUCGAUCACAAGCGUGCCGUCAAGAUCUACGAGCGUGCCGCUGGAGACAAGACAAUGCCCUCCGAUCUGCGGCCUCCUGAAGUUUUAAAGAAAACUCUCGACUACCUCUUCCAUGACCUCAUCAACAAAGGUUUCUCCGAGACUUAUGGAUUCAUCCGCGAUCGUUCAAGGGCAGUCCGAAGUGACUUCACAAUGCAACACGAAACAGGGCCCCUGGCAAUCGAGUGUCAUGAUCGAUGUGCGAGGUUUCACAUUCUUGCGUUGCACCUUGAACGAGAUAACCCCGGAUUCUCCAUUGAGCUAGAAGAGCAGCAGCUCAUGAAUACCCUCCAGAGCCUCAAGGAGUUCUAUGAAGAUCAGCGGGGUCGUUAUUCUGCACCUACUGAGCUGGAGAUGCGUGUUUAUCAUCGUCUCAUUCACAUUCGCGACCAGAGAGAACGACAUGAAGACAUCCCUGAAGAGAUUACAUCUCACCCAGUGUUCCAGCUCACCACCAAGUUCCGCUUACAUGUCCAAGCGAAAAGUGCUCCAAUCAGCAAGAAAUCACCUCUAAUAGUGGAUGCUGCUGGCAUGCAGAUCUUCGCCGAACUUGCUGCUCACCUUCGAGAGCAAAACAACGUGGUUAUGAUAUACCUUGUUGCGUGUAUCAUGGAGCGUCUUUUCGGCAAGGAUACUAUCGAAGACAUCGAAACUAUCCGGGGAGACCUGACAAUUUCGGAGAUCAUUGAUGGCAUAUCUAGACCACUUGUAACCUCUCCGGAACCCGAAAUGCCUCCCGCGCUCAAUGGUCAAGCUGCCCUGCCGCCACCUACUACUGCACCCGUCACCCGGAGUGCUACUGAAUGGUUGUCUAUCAACUUUGGACCCAAGCCAACAACCUCAACAUUUUUUGCAGCUCCGGAGACAACUCAGCCCAUCAAUGGUUUCGCCUCUACUACGCCUGCGCCUUCGCAACCGGUCCAAUCUGCAUUCUCGAACCUUGGUACGAGUACGAAUGCUUUUGGUCAGGUCACUUCAGUAUUCGGUGGACCGACUUUUGGCACUGAGGCUGCAUCUUCAUUUGGCCCCAACGCUGCGCAGACGUCUGCUUUUGGUUUCGGUACAACGCAGUCCGCUUUCGCGCCAGCCAAGCCGGAACCUCCUCCUAGUCAACCAUCGCAACCUCUUCCACCCAUUUUUUCGUCUCCGUUUCCCCAGGCAACUCCUGCCACCAACGGCGCGAGCCAUCCUGGAGGCAUUUUCAGCGCAGCUCUUACAGCAAGUACCUUCUCAAUCCCUGCUCCACCUAGUGGUCAACCAACACUUUCUACAAAGUACUUAAACCCAUCAGCACCCUCUUUCACGCCGGGUCCUUCCUUCGCGAGUCUUCCAGUGACUGUCUCCCCUUCGCCCCCAGCUCAACAACCCUCCUUAUUAUCCCAAGCCACACCACCUCAAGUAGAUGUCGUCAAACCACAGGUUCCUUCAAGUACUCGCUAUGUGUCCCCUUUCGAGGCACCCUCGAUACCGCCAGCCCCCACUUCGUUCGCUCGUUCACCUCCAAAACUACCUUCCCCAGAGACGAAACCUGCACCGGAGACUCCGGAACCGAAGUUCGUCGAGAGACAACAGACUCUUUGGGACUUUCCGAGCACACCUUCACCCUCAAGAACUCCAGCACCUCCGCAGCUGCGAGUACCCAUACCUACAUCAACACCAGAGUUAACUACCCCUCCUUCCCCUCGAGAACCUCCCCCUGUGAAAGUUCAUCAUAUGGCUUUGCCACCAACACCGACGACUCGCUGGUUUGACCCGACAUCAGGACAGAUCGGUGUCGAUAAUUUUGCUUCUCAGAAAAGGAAGUCUGUUGUCAACCUUCCCCAUCUCCAGAUGCCUCAAAUGGCAGGAAGUCCUACCGAGAUGCUGAGUCCUCUUCAGAUGGCAGCACCGGGGAUGCUGAAGACGCCUAGCCCGUCUCUGCAACCUCGACCUACAGAAGCACUGGCAUCCACUUCACGACUUCCCCCAGGUUCGAUCAAGAAGCCAAAUGGGAUCCCAAGUGUUAAAGGCAAAGAGAGGCAAACAUCAGAGGAUCUACGAGGAAUGGCUGUGAAUUUUGCCCGUCGUAGUCCGCUCAUAAAGCAUUCCUUCGAACGAUGGAUGCAAAAAACGAUGGAUCGACUUGCUUAUGCAGAAGCACUGCGGCGGAGCGAGGCCUACAAGGAACGUCUUCAGCGAGAACGACUAUCGUCUAGCAUGGGGAGUACGUCUGGGCGUGGCAGGCGAACUUCGCCACCGAAAAGAAGAAUGUCAGUCGAUGGAUUUACGGAGAUGAUUCAGAGUAUGAGGAAGAAACGACGGAUCUCCACUGAGUCUCACGCGCCAUUGAAUGACGAGCUGCUGGCUCAGCGUCUGCAGGAAACUCAGGAAGAGCAUCAAAAGCGCUGGGCGCAAGGUUCAUUCCUCCAUGCCAUUCGCUCACAUGUCGCAAACGUCUCUCCGGAUUCUCAAGUGCUAUCAGGGAUGGACAUCUGGUUAGCUCUUAAUACCGGAAACGAUAGCACCGCUAUCUGGCUAGAGCAGAAGUUCGCAGUCCCUAUAUCAGGACGAUUUCUUUCGGAGAAUGUCUUCUCUAUUCCAGUCGUUCCCAACUCUCUGUCAACCUCGUCUUCUCCAGUGCUCAUUGUAUUCGAGCGGACACCUGCAAGUGACGUAGACGAUCCUCUUGAGCGCAAAUACCGCGUCAUCGAUGACUGUGCACGAUUACGGGAUGUCAUGCAAGGUCUGCACAAUAGCGAUAUGCGGUUCAGACCAACCCUCCUUAUAAUUCAAUGGUCGGAUGGAGUGGAUUCGGACGAGGCCUCUGAUUUUACUGAAAUGGUGAAGGAACUACGCAAUGAGUCGAUACUGGAAGGUUUCCACACAUUCUCGAUAUCCGCUGAGGACAAAGAUUUGGAUGAGAGGCUUCAAAAAACGCUAGCCAGGGUCAAGUUGGACGUGAAUGACACCAUGUCGCAAGUCCUCUCAUGGACAGAACUUGCCGAUGUCUUUGUGGAGCUCUUCAGGCAGUAUGCUUCAGAUUGGCUGGAUAGCUGCUGGUCAGACGACCAAUUUGAUUGGCAACGUUACGACGACGUUAUCAGGGCUAUUGAGGAUGCGCAAAUCAUGGUGGUGCAGGCAAUUCUCUCGAUUCUCCACGUCUCGUCGCCGGUAAGAAAAAUUGAUCGCCCGGAUGACUUGAAGGGACCCGCUCAACUAGGACAUGACUAUGCCGUUGGGUUGUUUAUUGACACGCUUGCAAAGUCGAUUGUUCACACUGCGAAAACCCAUAUUGGACAGUCCUUGCAGGAGAACUAUCGACUACAGCGUAAUGGCAUCCUCCGUGCUCGUGACCGGACAAAACAAGCAUUGGAGGGUCUAUCCUCGCGUCUGCGAGAGCUUGCUGCCACCCGCGCCAUGUCAGCGCCAGAAUAUGAAGAUGGUACAAAUUGGAGUGAUAUCAGUGUCAGUCCUGAAUCUGAGCAUGAGAGUUUCGGACGGACAACCUCGAUGUCAGCUCUCAGUGAUGAGAGCGUGCCCGUCACGGAUGAGACCACUUCGCAGUCUCGAGCUAGUCCUGCUUUCAGCGAAGAGAGCAACGGGACUACGAAACCGGGAGUUACUGUAGCUAUGCUGCGAGCUCUUGCUCAGGGUGUCCUUAAGGCGAAGACAUGAAUGGCCGCUAUUAUGAUUUAGCUGCUAUCGUAGCGGCAUAUCAUUAUUUAAUCUGUAGUUGCGGAUCAUAGUUACUUACAUUAUUAGUUCCAUUCUCAAUCACAUCUUACAAGGAAUUGCC